AUGGGAAGAGAAGAAGUCCAACAACAGAAGUUGCUAGUGGAACCAUGGACCCAGUUUACUACCCGCCGGGCCGGCCACCUCACUAGCGCAGAAGAACAUGAUAAUCUAUCCCCUUAUGGCCUAGGUCUCAUGCUGGCAUAUCCUCACGAAGCCUUUCCUCCCGCUAGCGUUGAUUCUACUAGAGAGGACAUUAUCCUGACGCCCCAAAAUCUUUACGGUGGUUGGGUCAAUCCGGAGGACUUGACACCUAUGCCACAAUGCAUCGCUCAACAGGAUCAAUCCACUUGGCUGAGUACCAUGACGAAGUGUACCAGCAAACGGUGCACGAGACACUUCGGAAUCAUCUGCACCCACCACCAAUGGUUGACCCAGCUCAGCUGUCUAAGCACAGAAUUCUCCUCCGAGGUUGUCAAAGGGUAUCUCCCACACUGUAGCCGCUCAGUGCUCGCCAAAGCGCAGUUGUAUCGGUGGAUUCAUACCAUUACCGGUCGGACGUGGCUUGUCGACGUUGGCGACACGAACGAGCUGCAAACCCUCUCACCGGCUUCGCUGGCUCAAGGAUAUGCGGCCCUUGGCGUCAUUUACAAUGCACCGGCAUGCUUAAUGGGCUCGGUUUCUGCUUCAUCAAUGGAACCAUUUCAACAUGUCAUGGCCUCAUGUAGCUUCACGAGCACAACCCAACAUACCGGAAAUACCGAUCGUCCCUGGGAAUACAGUGAAAGCCUACAUUCCAUGAUCACUCUCGAUUCUGAAACUGUCGGUUACGAUCACACCCACCGUAUCAUCAGAUAUGGCGACUAUUUUGAUAAAGACUGCCUCUGCGGCGCGGCUGGAGAUGAUAGACUUGAAAGGGAACGGCUGUGGAUAAGUGCCACCUGUGGGCCGAGGUCUCUACCCGACAACGGGACGGACGGGCUCAAAACCACCGAAUUCGCAUAUAUCCCCAUCGAAGACUGGCACUGGCCCACGUGUGUCACAGAUAUCCCGAAGCGAUUGACUGAGCUGACUGAGCUGAAUGGUCAAUGUGCUACCGAUGCUUGUGACCUCGACUCUGAUGGCUACUGUAAAGUGGUGCGCGCAGUUGAUAGGGCUUGCUUCUGCCGGUACAUUCGCUACAACUCCUGCGGCGGAUCGUGCCAUGUUUUCGAAACCCGAAUCGAUUAUGUAAAAUGGCUUCACGAUCUUUGUGGCAAUGUGCAGGACUGGCAUGGUCUGCCAGAUAAUUGGGGCCGUUUAGCCGCCCCUACCGUUCUCGACAUGAUUCCAUGGCCAUGGACUAUCCGAUCAUCGCACGAUUCAAACAGUGACUCUGCCACGAAUCUGGGAUCUAAAAAGGCAAUGGAUACAUGUGCCUCAACUGAGUGGAAGCUCGGAAGCUUUGCGCUGAUCAAUAUAGCUACUUUCUUUGCCGUAUUUCUCGGCCGGGGAACAGGCAUACAUCAAAUCGCACUCAACUCUCUAUGGAACCCGCACCCGCGGUGUUGGUUCUCCACUGGCAUUUUGAUCGCUAGUUUUCAACUUCUUGCAAACUGGCUGAAUGCCUUUCUUGUCCAGCAAUCCUUUGGUUAUGAGAACGUACCCGUACUCCAGUUGAUGCUUCUUUGGUGCGCAAUGCCUCGCCUUAAUUUGCUGACGACUUUGCUGGCUGGUAUAGGACCCUUCAAAGCGAUGAGUAUCUCUGCCGCCGCCUCUUCGCUCUUUGCGGAAGCGAUCCUCCAGGUCAUAUCAUCGUAUUAUCUGAUUUUGACCGUCAAUUAUGGUCGCGAACAUGACUUCUACCUAAGAGGUAUGGAAAGACUAGAUAUGGCAACAUGGGCAAAAUUCAUGUAUGCUGGAGCACUCUUGUGGCUCAUUGUUAGCAUCGUGACGAUCGUUAAGUUGUUGCAAGCUGCAUGCAGGUGGCAUGUAUCGACUGGAGCUGGUAACAUCGAUGUACCAAAGUGGCAGAACCAGCAGCCACGGAACAUUGUGGAAGAAGGGUUGGCUCAGUUCAUCCAACACUGGGCACGGUUUGAAGAAAACCUAGCGCAUCAUGGGAUAGCUAAGAGUGGGGAGUUAGAAGAGACAUCGUCGCUCCUUAACGAGGGAGGAACUUACACAGCAUAUGGCACUUGCUCUGUUGAAGGACAUAACACCUCUGCUCCCCCAGGAUCAUUCGUGAGACUGUAUGCGGUCACGGUCAUAGGCAUGCUCCUCCUUUGGAUUGCCCAGUGGCUCUUUUGGGGUGGCUUCAUUGGUCUUAGUCUGGAAGAAUUCUGCCCCCCUAAACUUGAGCUUCUCACGGCUAUUUGGAUUGCGUUCUCGUUGGCAAGCGUUACUGUCGCUAUUCGAUACACCGAGUAG
Molecule: messenger RNA, 2343 nt
Organism: Cucurbitaria berberidis CBS 394.84
Lineage: Eukaryota; Fungi; Ascomycota; Dothideomycetes; Pleosporales; Cucurbitariaceae
Exons: 5
Coding region: 1-2343 (780 amino acids)
Source: RefSeq, a predicted model, not a curated record